AUGUUUAAAAGUUUUGUUAGAUCUUUUUCCCAACAGUUUAAAGUCGGACAGGAAGCUAGCUUGCGAAAAAAGAUUUCUAGACAAGACAUAGAGAAAUUUAUAGAUGUCUCCGGGGACGCGAACGCGGUGCAUUCGGUUGCCGGUUCACAGAGGGCGCUGGUGCACGGCGCUUAUUUAAACUCGCUGGUGUCGUGCGUAAUGGGGACGAAACUUCCCGGAAGCGGAACUCUAGUCGUCAAACAAACUUUGAUCUUUCCAAACAAAUGUUUCGUCGACGACACUGUAACCGUGACUGUUCGACUCAUAGAGGUCAGGAAAAUAAUUAAAGUCGGGUUUAAGUGUGUAGUCGAUGAUGGCAACGGCUGUGGAGAUGAAAAGGUCGUUUUGUAUGGAGAUGCGCAGUUGAUUAUGGACAAACCUAAAUAA
Sitophilus oryzae (rice weevil) is the source of this 426-nucleotide messenger RNA. Its product is annotated as (R)-specific enoyl-CoA hydratase-like. NCBI's taxonomy places the organism in Eukaryota, Metazoa, Arthropoda, Insecta, Coleoptera, Curculionidae. The coding region runs from base 1 to 426 and encodes 141 amino acids. The record is from RefSeq and is a predicted model, not a curated record. The transcript has a single exon.